CGACUCCCAAAGGACUGAGUCGCAGGAAGAGAGAGAUCCGGGAUCGGCCCCGAUGCCCCUCUUGGUGGUCCUCCUCUGCCCUUCGCUAUGGGUCGCGGCGUCCCUGGCGGCUCCGUCUCCCACUCAGCCCCACGGCAUCCGCUUGGAGGGCGAUUUGACCCUUGGAGGGCUCUUCCCGGUCCAUUCCCGCGGCUCCGCCGGCGUUCCCUGCGGAGCGGUGAAGAAGGAGAAAGGAAUCCACCGCUUGGAAGCGAUGCUCUACGCCCUCGACCGCGUUAACGGGGACCCCCGGGUGCUCCCCAACGUCACUUUGGGGGCGCGGAUCUUGGACACCUGCUCGAGGGACACCUACGCCUUGGAGCAGGCGCUCAGCUUCGUCCGUAGUCUCCUUCCGCCCGAAGGAGGAGAAGGAGCGUGCGCCGACGGAAGCGUUCCCAGGAGACCACCGCCCGAGCGCUUGGUGGGGGUCAUCGGGGCGUCCGCCAGCUCCGUGUCCAUCAUGGUGGCCAACGUCCUCAGGCUCUUCGCGAUCCCUCAGAUCAGCUACGCCUCGACGGCUCCGGAGUUGAGCGAUCCGGGUCGUUACGAGUUCUUCUCCCGCGUCGUCCCUCCGGAUUCGUACCAGGCCGAGGCCAUGGUGGGCGUGGUCAGAGCCCUGGGGUGGAGCUACGUCUCCACUUUGGCCUCCGAAGGCAACUACGGAGAGAGCGGAGUCGAAGCCUUCGUACAGAGCUCACGGGAAGCCGGGGGUCUGUGUAUCGCUCAGUCCAUUAAGAUCCCGCGGGAACCGCGUCCCGGAGAGUUCGCGAAGGUCAUCAAACGCCUGAUGGAAACGUCCACCGCCCGCGGCGUCGUCCUCUUCGCCAACGAGGACGACAUCCGGCGGGUGCUGGAGGCGGCGGCGCGGGCGAACCUCUCGGGCCAUUUCUCCUGGGUGGGCUCCGACAGUUGGGGGGCCAAAAUGGCGCCCGUGCAGGGCCUGGAGGAGGCGGCGCGAGGAGCCAUCACCAUCCUCCCCAAGAGGGCCUCCGUGCCCGGUUUCGACGAGUACUUCACGUCGCGUUCACUGGAGAACAACCGCCGGAACCUUUGGUUUCACGAGUUCUGGGAGGACGAUUUCAACUGCCGUCUGCCCCACAGCGCGACCCACGGCGAGGCCCAGGGCACCACCCGCAAGUGCACCGGCCGGGAGCGGAUCGGCCGGGACUCCCCGUACGAGCAGGAGGGGAAGGUGCAGUUCGUCAUCGACGCCGUUCUGGCCAUGGCGCACGGCCUCCACCGCCUCCUGGCCGAGAGCUGCCCCGAGGGGCGCCUCUGCGCCGCCAUGGACCCCCCCGACGGCAGAAGGCUCCUCCACCACAUCCGCAGCGUCGCCUUCAACGGUACUGGGGGGGAC
Messenger RNA from Cuculus canorus (common cuckoo), 1396 nucleotides. RefSeq names its product metabotropic glutamate receptor 6-like. Gene Ontology annotation, cellular component: membrane. Gene Ontology annotation, biological process: G protein-coupled glutamate receptor signaling pathway; regulation of synaptic transmission, glutamatergic. NCBI's taxonomy places the organism in Eukaryota, Metazoa, Chordata, Aves, Cuculiformes, Cuculidae. The record is from RefSeq and is a predicted model, not a curated record. Gene Ontology annotation, molecular function: adenylate cyclase inhibiting G protein-coupled glutamate receptor activity. The transcript has 7 exons. The annotation marks the transcript as partial.